Molecule: messenger RNA, 1413 nt
Organism: Acanthamoeba castellanii str. Neff
Lineage: Eukaryota; Discosea; Longamoebia; Acanthamoebidae
Product: betaglucuronidase, putative
Exons: 11
Coding region: 1-1413 (470 amino acids)
Biological process (GO): carbohydrate metabolic process; glucuronoside catabolic process
Molecular function (GO): beta-glucuronidase activity; carbohydrate binding
Source: RefSeq, a predicted model, not a curated record
AUGAAGGUGCACGCUGCCGUAGCGGCAGCACUGGUGCUGCUUCUUGUGGCGACCGGCGCGUACGGAGCUGGCAUGCUGCAGGUGCAGGACAACCCAGCGCGCAGCGUAAAGGACUUGAGCGGCAUCUGGCGCUUCAAGGAAGACAAACACAAUGUGGGCGUGGCGGAGCGGUGGUGGUUGAGGCCACUGGCGGCUCCCCUGUUGCACAUGCCCGUCCCCGCCUCCUACAACGACAUCACCCAAGACAACGAGCUGCGCAGGCACAUCGGGUGGGUUUGGUACGAGCGCGAUUUCUUCGUGCCUCACACCUGGGUCAGCACUGGCCAGCGCAUCGUGCUGCGCUUCGAGAGCGUGAGCUACGCGGCGUCCGUGUGGGUCGACGGCACUGCUGUCGUCAGCCACGCCGGCGGCCAUCUGCCGUUUGAGGCGGACAUUACCCAGCUCGUGAAGGGAACCGCGCGCAGCCGCCUGACCGUGGCGGUGAACAACACCCUCACGCCCUUCACCCUUCCUCCCGGCAACGUGCGGGUCGAGCACGGUCCGCGCUACCCCAAGGGAUACACCGUGCAGGAAACCCACUUCGACUUCUUCAACUACGCCGGCAUCGAUCGCGAGGUGUAUCUGUACACCACGCCCAGCCAGUGGAUCGACGACAUCACCCUCACCUACGACAUUCAGCCGAACGGCGACGCGAGCGUCAACUACGAGAUCGCUGUGGCCAAGACCUCGCCAACUCAGGGCGAAGAGGGCAACCUGAUCCCCGAGUCUCGUCCUGCGACCCCAGCAGCGACGCAGGUGAGGCUGAUCAACGGCAACGGUGUCGUUGUGGCGCAGAGCGCUCAGCUCAACGGGAGCCUCGUCGUGGAAAGGGACGCUCUCACCCUGUGGCAGCCCGGCAAGCCGUACCUCUACACCCUGGAGGUCACCGCCGAUGAUGAUGUCUACCACCCGGUUCCUCCGUACUACGCGUGGUACUCGGACUCGGGGCAGCUGGAGGUGAUCCCCUACCAGCUUGACACCGAUCUUCAGGGCUUCUGGGCCAAGUACCAAAAGCCGAUCAUCGUCAGCGAGUACGGAGCUGACACCGUGCCUGGCCUGCACCACGACCCCGCCUUCAUGUUCACGGAGGACUUCCAGGUGGAGUUCCUCAAGCAGUACCAUCAGGUGUUUGACCGGUACAUCGGCAAGUUCCUCAUCGGCGAGCUCGUGUGGAACUUUGCCGAUUUCCGGACCGGCCAGUCACCAACCCGAGUGGGAGCCACCAACCUGAAGGGAGUGCUCACCAGACAGAGAGAGCCCAAGGCCGCUGCCUACACGCUCAAGGAGCGCUACUCGCACCUGAAGAAGUCCCUGCCCGCCCUUGGCCAUUCCUCCCCGCUCCACAACACCAAACCCGAUAUCCUCCUCGCCUAA